CGCGUCCGCCCACCCACCCCACCCGGGCCCUCAGUCCCCGAGGCUCGCUCCAAACUCGUUCGGCUCGUUCUUCCAGGCCCAGCGCUGCGGAGAGCCGGGGCCGGGGCCACGAGACUGACCCCUGCUGCCAGCCCCGCGCCCCCGGGGUGGGCGAUCGACCCCAAGGCGAGUGGCCAGUGCACCUGCCAUCCCAUGCUCGUAGGCCGAGGCCCCGGGCGCCCGCUACGCCCACCGGAUGCGCACAGAGACCCCUGCGCCAGCCGUCGUCCCGCGGCCCCUGUCCGGUCCGUGGGUGGAGGGGCCCCGGCGUCGGGGGUGCCUGCAACUGCACACUGCCCCGACCCCACGGCUUGCUGAAGGAGAGGACUUCCGGGCCCAGGUUCCCUUGCGCAUGCCGGCCUCAUGCUUCCGCCCGUCGGCUCGGCAGUGCCCUGGCUCUGGGAUUCUGCGCCAGCCCAUGGUGCCCGUCCUUGAGACCAGCACGCCCUCUUUGGCUGUGGUCCCAGCAUGUCGCCUUUAACGAAGCCCCCCGCCCUGGAGGAGGUCCUGCCGAGCCCGGAGGAGAAGGCCAAAGGAAAGGCUUCUCUGCCCUGGGGCUUCCUGUUCGGCCCUCGCAGUGAGAAGCUCGUCCUCACCCAGAGCGACGGCGUCCCCGCGGAGGAGAGCGUGCUCACCGUCACCAUCACCGAGACCACGGUCAUCGAGUCGGACCUGGGCGUCUGGAGCUCCCGGGCCCUGCUCUACCUCAGCCUGUGGUUCUUCUUCAGCUUCUGCACCCUCUUCCUCAACAAGUACAUCCUGUCCCUGCUGGAAGGGGAGCCCAGCAUGCUGGGUGCCGUGCAAAUGCUGUCCACCACGCUCAUUGGCUGCGUCAAGAUUUUCGUCCCCUGCUGUUUGUAUCAACACAAAAGCCGCCUCUCCUACCCGCCCAACUUCAUCAUGACCAUGCUCUUUGUGGGUCUGAUGCGGUUCGCCACCGUGGUCUUGGGGCUGGUCAGCCUGAAGAAUGUGGCCGUGUCCUUCGCCGAGACGGUGAAGAGCUCGGCUCCCAUCUUCACGGUGAUCAUGUCCCGGAUGAUCCUGGGGGAGUACACGGGGCUGCUGGUCAACCUCUCACUGAUCCCAGUCAUGGGCGGGCUGGCGCUGUGCACCGCGACGGAGCUGAGCUUCAACGUGCUGGGCUUUUCCGCCGCCUUGUCCACCAACAUCAUGGACUGUUUGCAAAACGUCUUUUCAAAGAAGCUCCUCAGUGGGGACAAGUACAGGUUCUCGGCCCCGGAGCUGCAGUUCUACACCAGCGCCGCCGCCAUGGUCAUGCUGAUCCCAGCCUGGAUCUUCUUCAUGGACAUGCCAGUGAUUGGGAGGAGCGGGAAGAGCUUCCGGUACAGCCAGGACGUGCUGCUGCUGCUGCUGAUGGAUGGCGCGCUCUUCCACCUGCAGAGCGUCACAGCCUACGCCCUCAUGGGGAAGAUCUCCCCGGUGACCUUCAGCGUCGCCAGUACUGUGAAGCACGCUCUAUCCAUCUGGCUCAGCAUCAUCAUCUUUGGCAACAAGGUCACCAGCCUGUCAGCCGUGGGCACGGUCCUCGUGACCAUCGGUGUCCUGCUCUACAACAGGGCCAAGCAGCACCAGCAGGAGGCCAUGCGGAGCCUAGCGGCGAGCCCCGGCCGAGCCCUGGAAGAGGACGCUGAGCCGCUGCUGCCCCCCGAGCCCCGGCCCCACCACUGAGCCUAGGGGCCUCCUUGCCGACCUAGGACCCCACCCCCACCCACCCCGACGGUCACCCCUGCUCCCUGGGCUCAGGCGACUGUCGGGUGCUGGAGACUGGGAACCUGCUCCUGACCUGGUUUUCAGCCAAGAUUCCUCGGCAUGUGAGGUUCCCGGCGUCGGCUUCCUGGGCAGGCCCAGAGCCAGCCUUGCCCCACCCCUUGCCAAAUAAUGUGAAGACAUCUUCCGCCUGAGCCCCAGGCGGGUGUCAGAGUCCAGCCCCUGCAGCUCCCUCCCAGCUCUGGGGAGGCCAGGCCCAAGUCCCUUCUGGGCCAUCCAGGGCCGCCAUCUGCGAAGGUGGGCUGGGUCCAGGUGCCAACGUCCGCUGCAUGUCCAGUGCCAGCAGAGAGAACUCAAAGGCCCACGCCAGCCAUCUGGGGCCACCAAAGCCAUGGCCUGAUUUCCACCCUCUGGGGACACCAGGUCUGGUCAGCCUGCCCCAGGGGUAGUGCCAACUUGGGGGUGGGGCAGAUGGGGGCUACAGCAAGUGCCCUCCGCCCCCCAUGGAGGGCAAAGACUUGGUACCUGUCUCCCCACCCUCCUGCCCUAAAAGUGACAUGGGACCAGGGCACCCUCUUCUCAGCCCUCUGUGGUCACAGCCCCUUUCUCGCAAAGCUGCAGCCCAGAAGACAGAUCAUUCUUGGGGGCUGGUAAACUCGCUCCAGUGAGAUUAAGAAGAGCAAAGGACAACCACCCCUAGAUGUCAACCUGUAUUAUCCUAAGCUGCCCUUGUCCCCGAGUGCCCUGCCCCUCCCCAGUGGACGACCUUGAGAACAGACAUCCUCAGUGUUCAGUCUGUCCGGAGGGGCUACCCACUUCUCCUGGGCUGCAGCGCCCACAGAGCAGCCCGGUGGGUUCUCGGGUGCACCGGUCUGCACUUGGUGUGCCUCCAAGCGCCCCAUCUGAGAAGAACCCCAAGGAGCUGCUGGCGGCGUGGACCAGGCAGAGGGCUUAGAGGGUCACCCUUCCUUUGGCUGUAUUUAAAAGGACCAUGUGGCUUUUUUUUUUUUAAAGAAAGGGAACGCUUACCCAGCUGGUUUCUGGAAUGUGUAGUGUAUGUUUGGUUGAAGGAGCAGACCUGCGCUGCCUGCUGCAGGAGAUCAAACUGCACCUGGCCUCCAGGCUUUCCACUGAGGGCGGUGGCGGUCUGCUGAUGGACUUCCUCUAGAUCUAGCGAACCUGUGAGCUGAGAUGGCCGAGUCUGCACUCAGGCCCCCUCCUGCAGAGAGGAGAGCCAGCGCCUGAGGAUCUUACCACUUUGAGAAACUUGAAGAUUUUACUGCUUAUGAACUACUAUAUCGGAGCCAAAUUCUCUUUGCUUUACACCAAGUGCAACUGUGGAGCCCUGAAAGUACAGCAGACAAAAUGUUGAUCGUGUUUUGUGUGGCAUCUACUUCCACGUUUAUGUAACCAGCAUAAGGCUUUCUAGGAAAUGGGUCUGUUAACUAAUGUUAGCAAAUCCCUGUUCAUUCUGUUGUGGUAAUAAAUGGAUGCUGAGUACUGAA
Echinops telfairi (small Madagascar hedgehog) is the source of this 3272-nucleotide messenger RNA. It is a transcript of the gene SLC35E2B, whose product is annotated as solute carrier family 35 member E2B. The coding region runs from base 508 to 1728 and encodes 406 amino acids. The transcript is spliced from 10 exons. NCBI's taxonomy places the organism in Eukaryota, Metazoa, Chordata, Mammalia, Afrosoricida, Tenrecidae. The record is from RefSeq and is a predicted model, not a curated record. Gene Ontology annotation, cellular component: Golgi apparatus. Gene Ontology annotation, molecular function: antiporter activity.